Molecule: messenger RNA, 1671 nt
Organism: Rotaria socialis
Lineage: Eukaryota; Metazoa; Rotifera; Eurotatoria; Philodinida; Philodinidae
Source: the annotation of a GenBank genome assembly
AUGCCCAUAAAACUCGUAAGUGAUAUUGAUCAAAACAGAGUAGCACAGCAAAUAGAGGUCGACAGCGUAAUUCAUCAUCAUCAUCAUAAACAUCAACAUGAAGGUGUUCAGUCUGGUAAACUUCACUUUGUUAUAUUCUUGGCAGCGUUUUCUUCAUUGGGUGGAUGGUUUUUUGGCUAUGAUCAAGGUGUGACUGGGGGUAUAGUUGUCAUGCCAUCCUUCAAAGCAGACUUUUGUAUUGAUGUCUACGGUAAUGAAACUGACUGUAACCUACCAGUCACUGCUCUACCAUCUGCGUACAGGCAAUUUUUAGUAUUUUUUACGUUAUUCUAUAACAUCGGCUGUUUUAUCGGAGCUGUGUUCAUUUCUUCAUUUGUGGCCGAAAAGUUCGGACGGCGAGCUAUCAUAUUCACAGCAUCGAUCACGUUUUUGAUUGGCACUUGCAUGGUUAUUUUUCCGCCAGGACGCUCGAAAAAUUUCAUGAUUUUAAUACUUAUUGGACGAGUUGUUGAAGGUAUGGGUGUUGGCUGUUCGUCAUUCUCUUGUCCACUAUAUGCUUCCGAGAUAGCUCCAACAAAGUCACGUGGAAUGCUGUCUGGAUUUAUGCAAAUGACUGUAGUAACUGGUUUAUUUAUCGCAAAUGUAUUCAAUUUUCUCUUCAAAGAUCAUAAAUGGGGUUGGCGAUUGUCAAAUGGAGUUAUUUUAGUGGCCCCAAUUGUGAUUAUGAUUGGUAUAUUUUUCUGUCCUGAAACUCCACGAUGGCUGUUCAAGAAAAAAGGUCGAAAUGCAGCAGAAAAAAGCCUACAACGCAUUCGUAAAAUUAACGACGUAACCGUUGAGUUAGACGCUAUUUCUGAUGCUAUUCAGGAGGAAGGAAAUCAACUUUCCAUCAAAGAACUGUUUACCACAAAGAAAAUGCUCGCAAGACUUUUCAUUGGUAUAGGCAUACAUGUUUUACAGCAAGCAACGGGUAUUAAUCCUAUAUUUACAUUUGGUGGCAUCAUCUAUGAAAGUGUUCUUGGAACAGGUCUCGUAUCGUUGUUGAUUUUAUCUGGCGCAAAUUUACUAAGCACGAUUCCUGCCUUGUUCUUGUUUGAUAGAUUAGGACGUCGAAAUCUUCUAAUAUUUUGUGGCCUAGCAAUGGUAGUUGGUCAUCUUGUUGCAGCAACCAUAUUUGUUACAGGUUGCAAUGUUACGGAGACUACCAUCAACGGUACCACUGCAACUCUGGAUACUGUGAUUUGUAGUUCGAAUUCUGGCAUAUUAAUGCUUGUCUUUACUGUUGUUUUUGUAGUAUUCUUUGCACUUUCGUGGGGACCCAUUGCCUGGAUUUAUGCAGCUGAAAUUUUCCCGCUCAAUGUUAGGGCUAGAGCUAUUUCAAUAACAACAGGAAGUAACUGGCUUAUGGGUACGCUCAUGUCGUACAUUUUAGAAUUAAUAUCGCCACUAGGAAUACACGGUGUAUUUUAUCUUUUUAGUGGAUUGAGUUUAUUGGCUGUCGUAUUCGUGUAUCUUUUUUGUCCGGAAACAAGAGGGAUUCUACUGGAAGAUAUUGAAGAUGAAUUUGACAAUUUCCAGAUGAAAAAUAGAACAAUCGUAAAAGUACUAGGGAACCUGUGCCAAUCGGCAAGAAAAAGAACAGCUAGAGUAGAUGUGAUUGAAAUGAAUUAA